Molecule: messenger RNA, 540 nt
Organism: Homarus americanus (American lobster)
Lineage: Eukaryota; Metazoa; Arthropoda; Malacostraca; Decapoda; Nephropidae
Product: salivary glue protein Sgs-3-like
Exons: 1
Coding region: 1-540 (179 amino acids)
Source: RefSeq, a predicted model, not a curated record
AUGUUUACAAGUUUAGCCCCUGAGUCACCAAGAGGCAGCCAACAGCCAACUAACAGCCAACCAACAGCCAACCAACAGCCAACCCAACAGCCAGUCAACAGCCAAAACAACGUCCAGCCAACAGCCAACCAACAGCCAGUCAACAGCCAAACCAACGUCCAGCCAACAGCCAGCCAACAGCCGUCAACAGCCAAACCAACGUCCAGCCAACAGCCAGCCAACAGCCAACCCAACAACCAACCAACAGCCAGUCAACAGCCAACCAACGUCCAGCUAACAGCCAACCCAACAACCAACCAACAGCCAGUCAACAGCCAACCAACGUCCAGCCAACAGCCAACCCAACAACCAACCAACAGCCAGUCAACAGCCAACCAACGUCCAGCCAACAGCCAACCAGCCAGUCAACAGCCAAAACAACGUCCAGCCAACAGCCAACCCAACAACCAACCAACAGCCAGUCAACAGCCAACCAACAGCCAACCAACAGCCAACCAACAGCCAACCAACAGCACCAAAACAAGCCCCUCACACACAUAA